Molecule: messenger RNA, 1075 nt
Organism: Aedes aegypti (yellow fever mosquito)
Lineage: Eukaryota; Metazoa; Arthropoda; Insecta; Diptera; Culicidae
Product: glycine-rich cell wall structural protein 1.0
Exons: 2
Coding region: 96-773 (225 amino acids)
Source: RefSeq, a predicted model, not a curated record
ACUGGUAUCCAGUUCUAGUCCGGUAUCAUUGUCAAGCCAAAGUUCUCAAGGUUCAUAUCGCUGAAGGGAGUGUCCCGUUUGGUGCCGUAGUCAAAAUGAAAUCUUUCGUGUGUGCUGCCGCUUUGGCCUCCAUGCUGGCCGUGGCCAGUUGUGCCCCCUAUGUGAUCUUCCUGGAGGAAGCCCCGGUUCGAGUAGUCCGUUCGGCCAAUGUUGGCUUUGAUGCUUCGGGCAGUGCUGCUAACGCUGGAGCUCAGUCCUUCAACCAAGGUGGUGGUUUCCCAGGAUUUGGACAGUUUGGAGCAUCAGCUGCCAACGCCGGUGCCCAAUCAUUUACCCAGGGAGGUGGUUUCGGAGGAUUUGGAGGUCUGAGCGGUUCUGCUGCAAACGCCGCUACCCAAUCCUUUACCCAGGGAGGAGGACAUGGAGCUGGUCUGUCCGGAAGCGCCGCUAACGCCGGAACUCAAUCUUUCACCCAAGGAGGACUUGGUGGUCUAGCUGGUAGUGCUGCCAAUGCUGGUACUCAAUCUUUCACACAAGGUGGAGGCUUCCCAGGAUUUGGUGGAUUCAGUGGAUCUGCCGCUAACGCCGGAUCUCAGUCCUUCACCCAAGGUGGAUUAGGAGGUGGUUUGAGUGGAUCGGCUGCCAAUGCCGGAACCCAGAGCUUCACUCAAGGUGGACACGGAGGCGGACUUGCCGGAAGUGCUGCUAAUGCUGCUGCCCAGUCCUUCACCCAGGGUACUCAGUUCACUGGUCACCAAAUUGGCGUGCACUAAGCGGAUAAUCCCACAGUACAAACAGAGGAAAUGGUACUUAAUAACAGCUGUUCAAGGUCAACGAAUAUCGGAACUUGAGAUGGAUUGACGAUGCGAGAAUACUAAACAGUUCAAACAUAAUCCAAGUCUGGAUUGAACCGUUACGGGCAAACAAACAAAAUCGACCGCUGCUGGGAAUUAUGCAAAUUUAGCAAUCGAAUGAAUGAAAGAUAGCCGUUUGUUUGUUGUGGAUGACGCAGUAAUUCUCGGCAUAUUUAUGGACAUAGACAAUAAAUUAAAACGAAAAUACUCAAACCAAACAA